Elgaria multicarinata webbii is the source of this 6554-nucleotide messenger RNA. It is a transcript of the gene MTMR10, whose product is annotated as myotubularin related protein 10. NCBI's taxonomy places the organism in Eukaryota, Metazoa, Chordata, Lepidosauria, Squamata, Anguidae. Gene Ontology annotation, biological process: phosphatidylinositol dephosphorylation. Gene Ontology annotation, molecular function: phosphatidylinositol-3-phosphate phosphatase activity. Bases 28 to 2322 code for a protein of 764 amino acids. The transcript has 16 exons. Gene Ontology annotation, cellular component: membrane; cytoplasm. The record is from RefSeq and is a predicted model, not a curated record.
GGCGGCGGCGGCGGCGGCGGCGGCGUCAUGUUUUCCCUCAAGCCCCCCAAGGCCACCUUCAAGUCCUACCUUUUGCCUCAGAGUGAAGAAAAGAUUACACCAGAGCCCAGGCUUAAGAAAUUGGAGCCAGUUCUUUUGCCAGGUGAAAUUGUUGUGAAUGAAGUGAACUUUGUGAGGAAAUGCAUUGCAACAGAUACAAGCCAGUAUGAUCUGUGGGGCAAGCUGGUUUGCAGCAACUUCAAGAUAUCCUUCAUUACGGAUGAUCCCAUGCCACUUCAGAAGUUCCAAUACAGAAACCUUCUCUUGGGAGAACAUGAUGUUGCACUAACAUGCAUUGAACAGAUAGUCACAGUAAAUGACACAAAGAGGAAACAGAAAGUUCUGGGCCCUAACCAAAAACUCAAAUUUAAUCCAACGGAAUUAAUCAUUUACUGCAAAGACUUUCGUAUUGUCCGAUUUCGUUUUGAUGAAGCAGGACCAGAAAGUGCAAAAAAGGUGUGCCUUGCAAUAGCACAUUACUCCCAGCCAGCAGAUCUACAGCUCCUCUUUGCAUUUGAAUAUGUGGGCAAGAAAUACCAUAAUCCAGCAAAACAAGUGAACGGAAUAGACCCUGGAGGAGGUGGCGGAGGGAGUGGCCAGCAGACCCCCCUGUUUGAAACAUAUUCAGACUGGGAUAGAGAGAUCAAGAGAACAGGGGCAUCAGAAUGGCGCGUGUGUUCAGUCAAUGAAGGCUACAUGAUCUCUACCUGUCUUCCAGAAUACUUCGUAGUGCCAUCAUCCUUGGCAGAUCAAGAUCUAAAGCACUACUCCUACUUCUUCACUGGGAGACGAAUGCCAAUGUGGUGUUGGAAUCAUUCCAACGGAAGUGCUCUUGUGAGGGUGGCCAACGUCAAGGAUCCACUGCAGCAGCGCAAAAUAGACCAACGGAUUUGCAAUGCAAUCACUAGAAGUCAUCCGCAGAGAAGCGACAUCUACAAAUCUGACUUGGACAAAAGUCUGCCAAAUAUCCAAGAAAUCCAGACUGCCUUCCUCAGACUCAAGCAAUUAUGCGUGAAUGAACCUUUUGAAGAAACGGAGGAAAAAUGGUUGUCCUUGUUGGAUAAUUCACGUUGGCUAGAAUACGUGAGAGUCUUUCUGAAGCAUUCUGCAGAACUCAUAUAUAUGCUGGACAAUAAGCAUGUUUCAAUAGUUUUACAAGAGGAAGAAGGGCGUGACCUGAGCUGCUGUGUGGCUUCCCUCGUCCAACUGAUGGCAGAUCCCUAUUUUCGGACCAUUGCGGGAUUCCAGAGCCUGAUCCAGAAGGAGUGGGUCAUGGCAGGCUACCCGUUUCUAGAUAGGUGUAAUCACCUGAAGAAAUCCGACAAAGAGUCUCCCUUGUUUUUGAUGUUCCUGGACUGUGUCUGGCAACUGCUAGAGCAAUACCCACCCGCCUUUGAGUUUUCUGAAGCCUACUUGACAAUAUUGUACGACAGUACGCGGAUCUCACUGUUUGGCACUUUCCUCUUCAACUCACCACAUCAGAGAGUAAAGCAAAGCACGGAAUUUGCCAUAAGUAAAAACAUCCAGCUGGGUGAUGAGAAGGGCUUGAAAUUUCCUCCUGUUUGGGAUUGGUCCCUACAGCACACGGCAAGGGAUCGCAUGCUCUUUCACAACCCUUUGUAUAUUGGGAAGAGCGCACCCUGCGUACACAACGGGGCCGUGAAAUCUUUUAAACGAACAAAGAAGAACUACAGUUCAACACUCAGAGGCCUGCCGCCAUCCCUAAGGAAUGGAAUAAUCAGCGAGCAAGACUUUCUUCCGAGAAGAAAUUCACUAAUACUAAAACUGAAACCCGACUUCUUUCAUCACACGGACAGCAACCCCAGUGGCCUGGAGCAAUAUUUCAGAGAGUGGUUUUCUAAGCCGGUUGACCUGCAUGGUGUAAUCCUACCCCGUCUCUCUGGAACGCAAAUCAAACUCUGGAAACUCUGCUACUUCCGCUGGGUGCCUGAGGCACAGAUCAACAGCGGAGGGUUCAUUACCGCUUUCCAUAAGAUUUCUUUGUUGGCGGAUGAAGUCGAUGCACUGAACCGGAAUCUGCGGCAACACAUCAGCAGCCCGCCUUUGCUAGCCCACACUUCCGAACUGGAGCAAAGCCGGAUGUACUUUAGAGCAAACGGGCUCCAUGAUGUUUCUGCCACGCCAGAGUUCCUCUCUUCUUCUUUCCCAUUUUCACCUGUAGGGAAUCUUUGCCGACGGAGCAUUCUGGGGACACCGCUGAGCAAAUUCUUAAGUGGUGCCAAAAUCUGGUUGUCCACAGAGACGCUCGCCAACGAAGACUGACAGCGUUUAGACCGAUAAGGGAGUGAAGGAGAAGAGACUGACGCGUCAUCUUUACGCAACACUGCUAACCGCAGCCCGGAAGCUGUAAUAACUUGAUAUACAAAGGCUACCAAUUUUUUUGCACAAAGUAUUUAAAAGCAAAAGCACGUCAUGCUUUGAAAUCGCACAACUUUUUUUUAUUGUUUUCUGCAAAGGUCUAGUUGACCAUCUUGUCUUGCUUUCAGUCGUUCCUGCUGCUUUCUGAAUCAGGCUUGUUACAUAAGGGGAACACGUUGUUUGAGGUUGGUUUCUUCCCCCUUCACCAACAAAGGUUUGGUGACUAAUUAUGUUUCGUGUUGCUACGCUGUUGCUGACUGAAGCAAAUUUCUUGUCAGCUUGGCUUGAUAGAUAAAUGAAGGCAGACAUCAAAGGGGGGGGAAUAGAUUUGCAGGGUCAGAAUUGAUUGCUAUUACUGGUGUAAAUACAAGAGCGCUGUUUUUUGUCAAGUUACAAAUUUUACAGCAUGAUCCAGCUAGGGUUAGGCAGUUUAAACUCCUGUUGGUUUUAAUGGUACUUUUAAAGUAUCCUGUUGAAACAAAUUAGAUGGUUUAGCUUGAUCUGCCUAGUUUAUGAACACUGUGGGCAUGAUCUGAGUUUAGCCUGUGAGUCUAUUUUCCCUCGUCACUCUUUAUCCAGCAUCUGAGGCUGCUUUUUUAGUUUACAAAUCUACCUACAGAGCUCUGCCUACAGGACAGCGUGCGCAGUCAGAGGGUCCAGCGCUGGUGUAACUGCUGCCAGCCUCUUAACUGGGGUUAAGAUUGAGAGUGAGCUGCGGAAACACGCAACUCUCUUCUUUUCUCCUCUCGUGUGUAAAUCCCCCCUCUUGCUCUAACCAUGGUUAAGGCAUACCUUGGCACCAGUGUUUACUGUGUCAGGGCUCCCUGGGAUUCCCCUUAACCCAUGAUCAGAAACCAUAGUUUCACAACCUAGGUUAAAAGGCAGUCCUGGGUUAGGUUUAACUGAGGGAAUUUGCUGCCAUGAUUGGCUCUAGAUCGCUUCACUGCAGAUUGGGGCCGUUACUUCUCCACAAUCCCCAAACAACUUUUGUUGAUGAUAGCCUUAAAAGUGCCUUUUCUUGCAUUGAAGUAAGAUUUUUAUCUCUUCAUCAUGGAAUUCAAUUACUCUCAUGUGGUAAGCUACUCAUUAGUAUAACCCAUUUUUGGAGUUUCAUUCAUAUAGUGAUUUCUGGAAGCUACCAAAAGCCAUUUUCCUCUGAGCAGGCAAAGAAACUUUAAUGAUACAAUAUGCUAUGUAUAAAUUAAAACUGUGAACAGGCACUGAAUAUUAGGAGGAAGAUCGCUUUUAAUAAGCCAAAAUCAAGAUUGCUCUAGGACCUCUCACAAAGAAAAUGUUCUUACACAUAUUUUAUGUUUCUGGAGUAAGCAUUUGGUGUUCCUGGGAUGUUUGCCAAUUCUUCCGUGGCCAAAACAGCAUGCUCUCUGACUCCCAGAUCCUUGAGAUAAUGGUGCAGGGAAUCUGAUACUACAUUGGUACUGGGGCUGUAUUCCCAAGGCCAUGGUAGACUGGGUUACUUAAUGUUGCAUGUCACACACGUGGCCAGAGCACUUGUAUGAAAAUCUUUAAAAGGUGGGUGAAGAUUCUACAGUGGGUAGAGCUCGCUGAUGUGUUUAGCAUAAGAUAGCAAUCUGUAGCCAGCUCCUCCAGUAGCAGAUGACUCCCUCAUCAUUAUCUUUUAGCUGCUUCCCAUUCUGCCCUACAAUUCUGCUAAUCAGCUGUUUGGAUGAGGUUAAAUCCAGACUGAUUUCACCCCCUUGCUAAUCAGAAUGCUCCCAUUUUUAUCUGUGUGUGCGUGUAAUGCCCAAGAGCUUUGUUCAUUGGGCAGGAUAGAAAUGCAACAAGUACAUAAAUUUGGAUUAGGCUGGAGAGAUGUGCACACACUCUGUGCCAUUUGCAGUAUUGUCUCAAUCCUCAUUCAGCACCCGUUGACCCGCAGCUGGUUUGGCCAUCAGUGCGAAGUACCACGUGAAAACUCUUUGCUCCCCCCAUUUCCACAGGGAGCCCCCAGCCCACAAAAUGGAAACCCCCAAGGGCUGGUGGUGAUGUUGGUGUGGUCAGCCAUGGGUGUUAACCACCAUGUCCAAGGCAUUUCUCUCGCCAAGAUUAUUGUCCUUGUUGGAGCGAACAAAGUUUCGUUCCUUCGUGUUAAAUCUCAAGAUGUUUUCUGUCUUUCCUUUUAACCAGGUCAUAGAUUUUACCGAGGUGACUUUUUUAAUUGACUCUCUACUUAUGCCUAAUAGUCUUAACUACAUUUCAGGUGUACCAAAUUUUGCUAAUUAACUGAAAAUUGAACGAAUAUAUAUUUUGCAAGGAUUACUAGGUAAGAUGUUUUAACUUUUUUGAGACUUGUCUUGUAUUAUAUGCCUGUACGAAGGGCCUUUCCUUACAGGAGUCUUUUUUAAUUAAUUGUGCAUUUUUGUAGUUUGUGACCCUUUUUUUAUCCUUUUGUUGUUACAGAACCCUGCCUUGAAAGAAUAGCUGCGUCUAAACUGACCUUACCAAAUAGAGCUAAACGGUUAAGCCAAGAUACCUGAUUAACUCCAGGCGAACAGAGCCUGUGACUGCCCAUGUUAGGAUUAUAAGAGAAACAGAAGCCUCAUUAAUUUAUUGUUAAACAUGCUAAGCAGGAGAGCCUGAAAUUUGGGGGUGUGGGCAUGUGAUCUUUGUUGGGAGAUUCUGUAAUGAUCCAGACAUGGACAGCUUGUGACCCUUCCUGAUGUUUUGGCACUCCACUGCUGAGGAAUUAUGGGAGUUAGGCUAAAACAUCUGGAGGGCCACAAAUCCCCCCCCCCAGUUGUAAUACAAUCCUUGAUGAAAUGUGUGUGGGCAGGAGGGUGUGUGUGUGUGUUGAACAUCCCUAUACCACAGGUGAGCCUUGUCGGUGCAGGGUUUUUUGUUUGGUUUUUUACAGUGCCCUCCAAUCACAGUUAUGGCAGAGUUGUAGCCCCACCCGCUCCUCUCCGUCUUGUGUAUCAUUUUACUGAAGCAGGUUGGUGGUGCCGGAGGCUACCUAUGUUUCUCAAGGCCGUGGGGGGCAUAGGCAGCCGCUAACAUGGCCUGGUCCAGCAUUGCCAGACAGGCCCUUCUAAGCCCUUUGAGUAGGGGACGCACAUUAAACCUUUACAAAACUCGCAUGAGGUCAAAAGCAGCUUCUCACCUCGAGUGUCCCGAGGCAGCGUCCCUGAGUCAGGGAAUUGGGGCGAAGCUGCUUAAAGCAGGCUAUGAACCCCCUUGCUGUCAAGACUGCCAGAGGCCUGAAUGGGCCCGCCCUCCUCCCCCAUCCUCCCUUCUCCAGCCCCUGCUGCUAUAUGCAACUUGUUCACUUAACUCAAGAGGGGGCUUGCAGGAGCCUGGGAACAAUCUACUCCUUUAAAACCAGGUACUUUUUACCUUUUGAGUUUUUUGUAAGUGUAGAAAACGAUAGAUGCUUAUUUUUGUACCUUUUCUCCUUCCUAGCAACAGGCGCUGCUUGGGUUGCUUAAGAGGGCUGCAGUUAUUAAAUUACCCUUUUUUUAAAAAAAAAAACACCAUUUCAUAUAUGGCAGCUUUCCCCAACUCGGUGCCUACCAGGUGCAUCAGCACUGAAAUUCCCAGCAUCUGACUGGAGCAUGCUGGGAGUUGCAGUCCGACACAUCUGAAGGACACCAGGUUGAGGAAGGCUAGCAGGUGUGGUCAAAGUAGAGAUUAAUGCCAUUUAGCUACUGCAGAGUGGAUGUUUGACUGUUACGUAAUUUAUCAUGGAAGUGCAAUUAUAUUUAACCCCUUGUGCAGGCCAUGAACCAAAGAGACGCCACUCCAAAGUGUGUGUUUCGCAAAGGCAGAAGGUACCCCCCGUUUCAAUACUGCUUGCUUUCUUUGGGGGGGAUGUUCCCCCCUUAAUUCCUGGCAGUUAAAUCUCCAAAGAAAAGGUGUACAUUGAAAGCCAAACAGGUCUAGCCUUAUUUAAGGAAAAGGUGAAGCUGUCAGUCAGGAAAGCGGCCUUCUCCACGGCUGCAUCGGGUGGGACUCCUAUGGAAUUGGGAGCCCUUUUCUUUUGCAAUGGAAUCUAAAUAAGCCUUGAUACCUACCAAUGCCUUACUUGAGCAAAGUAGAGCUGGCAGGGCCGCGUACAACCCCUGCCACUGUUGUGAAUGUGAAGUAAAAUCAGGCGUAAUAAAAACAAACCUUUCCACUUC